Hipposideros armiger (great roundleaf bat) is the source of this 1875-nucleotide messenger RNA. RefSeq names its product cAMP-dependent protein kinase inhibitor beta (gene PKIB). Gene Ontology annotation, biological process: negative regulation of protein kinase activity. The transcript is spliced from 5 exons. The record is from RefSeq and is a predicted model, not a curated record. Lineage: Eukaryota; Metazoa; Chordata; Mammalia; Chiroptera; Hipposideridae. Bases 461 to 697 code for a protein of 78 amino acids. Gene Ontology annotation, molecular function: cAMP-dependent protein kinase inhibitor activity.
GCCCCACGGCGGCGGCCGGGGCUGCCGGAGGAGCUGGACGCUGCAGGGGGAACCGGAGCUCCGCUCGGGGGCGGGUCCCCCCGCGGCUCCCUCCGCCCCCGGAAUCGCCGUGCCGCCUGACUGCACCUCAGUCCCACAGCCCAGAAACGGCCGCAGCUCUCUAGGUUGUGGAGGCGGCAGCGAGCCGAGCCCGCGUCGCAGCUCCCAGCCACGGGGAGGCUGGGCGAGCCGGAACUCAAGGGGGCAUCUGGCCCAGGCACGCGGUCAGCUCUGCGCGCGGCUGGGGUCAUGGAGCACUGAAAGGCACUCAAUCAAGAGAAACCUGGGGGAAGCUGGAAAUCAUCAAGUUACUGUAGCCACACAGGGGGCAGAAAAGACAGAGGAAAGAAAAUUUAUCAGAGUUUCUUCUUAAACCUGUCUUAGAAAUAAGAACGUAUUUCAACCAGGGAUUUAUGUUGCUAUGAGGAUAGAUUCAUCAGAAAUGACUGAUGUGGAGCCUGUGGUCAACAAUUUUGCAUCUUCAGCAAGGACAGGCCGCCGGAAUGCCGUCCCAGACAUCCAAAGUUCAGCGGUGACGGGCGGAACUUCAGAGUUGCCCCUCAAACUGGAGGCCCUCUCCAUCAAGGAAGAUGUAAAGAAGAAAGAUGAAGAAACGACACAAGACCAAUUGGAAAAGCCCCCUAAUGAAGACAAAUGAAGGCUCAUAACCUAUCAAGAGUGCUGAAUUUCUGCACAUUGAAAGACUUAAUGGCUCUGCUUUCCUGAGGUGUUUGAUCUGGUAGUAACUAUGGUAACAUUGCCGCCCUAAGCAACAUGUGUGUUUUUAGAUAAUUUUAUUGUGAUGCUAUUCAUUUGGAUUGCAACCGUGAUGUCCAAUAUAGGUUAUUAAAAGGCAGAUUACUUUCAAAUUGCACCCAAGGAAAAGGUUAAGAAUGUAUGGUCACUUAAAUACAUACCUUUGUCUAUAAACCAAACAAACUAUACUGUUCUCUUUUAGAUUUAUUUAGUCAGGUCUGUUUUUUAUUCCAUUUUUAUGGUAAUAGAUAAAACAUUUCUCAGUAAAUAUAAACUGAACACCAUUAAUUUAAAACUUCAUGGUAUUUGUAGGAAAUUAUAUUUCUUGGAUAGAAGGAAUAAUGGAAUAGUCGAAAACACAUGAAUAGAGUGUUUAUUUUUAACCAAAAAAUUUCACCACAAACCCUAAAAAAAAUUGGAAAAAAAAUUGUAAAAUCUUGACAACCUAAACACCUCUAGGAUGUUUUUGCUUGAUAUACAUUGCUUCUAGUCUAUGCAGACUGUGAUUUUUCAUGUAGACUUUUAAAAUACAAAAUCUGUGGCAAAUUAUUUAUAUGUAACAUACCUACUAAAUGAUUUUACUACCUUCCUUACCUUUGGUGUUGUAUGUGUGUGGGUAUACUUUUCUUUAAUGUGAAUUAUGCAAACACCUUACUAGUUGCUUUACACUGUCUUUUCUUAUUCUUAGGGCUUUUGUGUAUAUAUGACUUGUUUCUAAAAUAAUAAUUUCCUCAGGAGUGCAGACCUUGAUUUUUAUAUCUUUCCUAAAGUAUCUAACAUAAGAGUAAGCACUUAAAUAUUUGGUGAAUGAUGUGUAGGGAGGAAUAGCAAAAUACUUGCUUUUAAUAUAUAUAUAUAUAAUUAUAUAUUUUAAAAGGAACAAAACCAAAACCAAAGCCUUAGUAAAUUUUGAUUUAGUAGGUAUUUCAGGAAAAUAAUACAAUUCUAAAUUAAAAAUAAAAUUUACUGAGUUUAUUUUCAUUUUCAGAUAUAUAUGCAUGCAGUUUUAUUUGAUUUGAUUGUAACUGAGGCCAUGUCUGUAUACAGUAAUCAAAUAAACUCUUUCACUGUUAAAUCUGU